Molecule: messenger RNA, 1204 nt
Organism: Anolis sagrei ordinatus
Lineage: Eukaryota; Metazoa; Chordata; Lepidosauria; Squamata; Anolidae
Source: RefSeq, a predicted model, not a curated record
AUGGUCCAAUAUGUACAAGAGAGAGAUAACAAAGGAGAAUUAACCCUGUCUCCGAAAACCACUUACCAGCAUGUGCCUUUUACCACUUCAGAUCUGUUAAAUUGGAAGUCUAAUAAUCCUCCUUAUACUGAAAACCCUCAGCCACUUAUAAAUUUGUGUGAAACAAUAAUGGCUAGCCACCAGCCAGAUUGGUCAGAUUGCCAGCAGCUAUUACAGGCUCUCUUCACAUCUGAAGAGCGAAGAAGAAUCCUUAAUCAAGGAACCCAAAUAGCACAGACAUAUGCUGCCGAGAAAACAAGUUAUAAUCCCACUGAAUGGGCUGCAGGGGCAUUUCCUUUGACAAAUCCAAACUGGGAUCCUAAUAAAAGCCGGGAGAUGGAAUAUAUAGUCAGAUACAGGGAAUUUUUAAUGGAAGCUUUGAAGAAGGGACCCCAAAAGGUGAUCAACCUUAAGAAGAUACAGGAAGUAAUGCAAGGAAAAGAUGAAAGUCCAGGUGCUUAUUUAGAGAGAUUAUUGGAAGCUUACCGAAAGUAUAGUCCCUAUGAUCCUGAAUCAAAAGAUGGAUCUGCAUUAUUAAACACUUCAUUUGUUACUCAAUCUGCCCCAGACAUUCGUAGAAAAUUGCAGAAGCAAGAUGGGUUUGCAGGGAUGAAUCUGUCCCAGUUAAUUGAAAUAGCUACCAAAGUAUUCAUCCAUAGGGACGAAGCAGAAAAAAGAGAAAGAAAGAAAAUAAGAGAGGAAGAUCAUAAGAUUUUUUUGAACAUUUUAGAUGAAAGAGAUAAAUUGAAAGAAUGUGAAAGUGAAAACAGAAGGAAAAGAGGAAUGUGGCAGAAGGAAAGAAGAGGAGGACGAGGGAUGCCCCUGGGAAGACGCCAGUGUGCCGUUUGUCGUCAAGAAGGUCAUUGGAAGAAUGAGUGCCCAUCUGCUCGAGGAACGGUAGGAAUACAAAGGGGAAUGCCAUCCCAGAGAGGAUAUUGGAGAGGAAGAGGCCGGGGAGGAGGCCACCAAGGGGGAUAUGUUAACCCGGUUCCUGGGGCUAGAUAUGGAGAAAAAAGAGAAGAAUUUGUUGGAAUGGUUGGAUUGGGAGAGGACUGGACGGAAUAGGACAGACCGGCCCCCUUAUGCCUAGGCCCGGGGGAGCCACUGGUCAAAAUGAAUAUUGAGGGCCAGGAAAUGACUUUUCUAGUAGAUACGGGAGCUGACC